Caenorhabditis briggsae is the source of this 966-nucleotide messenger RNA. RefSeq names its product Protein CBR-FIL-2 (gene Cbr-fil-2). The coding region runs from base 1 to 966 and encodes 321 amino acids. The record is from RefSeq and is a predicted model, not a curated record. Gene Ontology annotation, biological process: lipid catabolic process. Gene Ontology annotation, molecular function: lipase activity. Lineage: Eukaryota; Metazoa; Nematoda; Chromadorea; Rhabditida; Rhabditidae. The transcript is spliced from 3 exons.
AUGUUUAAUUCUAUUCUUGUUCUUCUUGCAAUUGCUGGCCAAUCAUCUGCUGUGGUGAAUGGACCUCUGUCCACAGACUUUCAAAAUUGGCUCAAAAGCAAUGGCUACAGUUCCUAUGAUUUUGUGAGAAGUGAUUAUGGAACCAAAGGAAGCUAUGGAGGAUUCACUUCAAAAAUUACUAAAGCCACCCGAACCCCAAUAAUCUUCCUUCAUGGAAACUCGGAUAGUGCUUUGAAAACGUCUUCAAUGGCAACUGGAUGGGAUAAUUCCCUCGCUUACUUCACAACAAAAGGAUACACUCAAGGAGAACUUUAUGCGACAUCAUGGCAAGAUACAACUGCUGCAAAAGCUAGCACACGUACUCAUAAUUGCAAGGAUUUGACUCGUCUUCGCAAAUUCUUCGAAGCAGUUCUGGCUUACACAGGAUCCGCUAAAGUGUCUGUCGUGAGUCACAGUAUGGGAGUAACUCUUGGAAGAAAAGUUGUGAGUGGAGGAUUUGUGAACGCAACUGAUGGAAAUUGCGAUUUGGGAGUGUCCAUAGCCAACAAAGUCGAUGUAUUCGUUGGAAUCGCUGGAGCCAACUACGGACUCUGUAGUUGUGCGGGGACUAUUGGAUUGUUUGCUGCCACGUGCAACAAGAAGAAUGGAUUCUGGCCAGGAGAUUCGUGUGGGGCUCACACUUCUGCAUACUGUGGACUGGCUGCAAUCCCAUGUAACGGAGUAUCCACCUACUCCACUCUUCUGGAUCAAAUGAAUUCUUCAAACCAGAAAGAUGGUGCUUACGUUUUCAGCAUGUGGAGCAAAGCUGACGAUUUGAUCGGAAACAGUGACAUCGUUUGGGGAAAACCAACUUCUCUGAUCCCUUUGAGCGAUGACAAAAUCAUCUACGCAUCUCUCACUCAUAUGCAGAGCAAGGAAAACACCGCUGCUGAUCAAUACAAAUUAGUUGUUUCAAAGAAAGUUUAA